Messenger RNA from Cladocopium goreaui, 1108 nucleotides. NCBI's taxonomy places the organism in Eukaryota, Dinophyceae, Suessiales, Symbiodiniaceae. The record is from the annotation of a GenBank genome assembly.
AAGUCAUUGGGAUGCGCCCGCUAUGGGGCGCAGUGCUGACCACAUUUCUUGCUGGUGAGGCUACUUCGGAGACCAACAGCAGGCACUGUUUGCAGACCGCUUUUCCGGACUCUCGAUCAGAGCUGCCCCUCCUGCUGAAUUGCCUGGGCCUGGUCCGAGAGGCUGUGGAGGUUGGUGUUCAAGCUGGUGUUCAUGCUCACAACUUCUUAGAGAAGUGGAAGGGAGACCGUUUGAGGCUUGUGGACCUUUGGGGUGAGGAGGGAUCUGACACGAACCUCUUCUAUGUGGACAUUGCCAAUGUGCACGGCGUCGCCGCACGGAGGCAACACCGGAUCCAAUGUGAAGAAAGACUGGAAAGGUCCCUUCGUUCUGGACAUGCCGAAGUUCUCCACAUGGAGAGUGCCAUUGCUGCAAGUCAAAUUCCAGAUGGCGAUCUGGACUUUGUGUACUUGGACGCGCGGCAUGACUUUGAAGGUGUUGUAGCAGACAUCCACGCCUGGUGGCCCAAAGUUCGAGUAGGCGGUGUCUUCGCAGGCCAUGACUUUGUGGAUGGCGAGUUUCCGGAAGGCGAUUUCUUCUGGAUUUCGGCCUUGGAGGAGGCCCUCCCCAGGCUGGAUGUCCACGUGAUUCGCGAAAGGAAUCGCUAUCCAUCUUUUUUCAUCUUGAAGAGCCAGGAAAUGUCGAGCUUGAUACCCAGAAAGGUUGAUACGAUGGCCUUGACCUUGAAGCUCUAUGCUGAUAGGAGCAAAUACUUCGACCUUUGGGCACGAAAGCUGAAAGGAGCCCCUGAAGUUGGCGAAUGUUUUUUGUCUUCGUGCAAAGACACGUGUAGUUCGGAUUGCUCGCAGAGGGUGUCCAAUUUUACACCCUCGAGAACGGCCGUCUCCACUUUGAGACCCUUCGCAUGCGGACAGGGCCAGGAGACGUGUGCAUCGGAGGUGACCCUGGAUGUGGAUGUCUAUCGGCAAGUGUGCCUUGAAAGAUGCAAUGUCACAUGUCAACAACGCUUGGAGCUCUUUCAGAAGCAUGGAGAGCAGAUCAUGUCCUAUCGGUCCGAUCGUCAGUGGUGAAAUCAACCACCUGUCACCUUUCGCCUCGCGUUGAGAAA